Molecule: messenger RNA, 2340 nt
Organism: Asparagus officinalis (garden asparagus)
Lineage: Eukaryota; Viridiplantae; Streptophyta; Magnoliopsida; Asparagales; Asparagaceae
Product: protein NRT1/ PTR FAMILY 8.3-like
Exons: 6
Coding region: 346-2112 (588 amino acids)
Biological process (GO): oligopeptide transport; transmembrane transport
Cellular component (GO): plant-type vacuole membrane
Molecular function (GO): transmembrane transporter activity
Source: RefSeq, a predicted model, not a curated record
AAUGAGCAAAGAGUCCACCAACUAAACUAUCACAACAUCACAUUUUCUACCAAAAAAAAGGCAAAAAAAGUAAAAAAAAAAAGCAAAGAGUCCACCAACUAAACUCUCACAACAUCUAGUGACAUUUUUUGCACAAAAAAAAAGCCCCUGUAGAAGCCUUUUUGCCCCUGCCCAGCACCGGCGGAUUUAAGCCGGCUGUCACCCCUUUGCCCGUUCUUUUCCUCUAAUCAUUUCUCCACCGCCGUUCUGAUCUCAGGCUCAUUUCUAAAGAGAGGACCCCACCAGUAUCCCUGACCAAAUAUCCAGGGAGAAACAGAGGGGGAAAAUGGAACGAAAUUGAGAGAGAUGGGUAUUCCAAUCCAAGGUCAAGAUUUUCUUUUGGAGCGUGCAUUGUUACAGAGGAAAAACAGUGAACUAUAUACAGGAGAUGGCUCUGUUGAUAUCCAAGGGAAGCCUGUCUUGAGGAGCAAAACUGGAAAAUGGAGAGCCAGCUCCUUCAUCCUAGGUACUGAAUGUUGUGAGCGUGUUACCUACUUCGGUAUUGUGACUAAUCUUGUCAGUUAUAUCACCAGCAUAUUGCACAAAGGAAAUGUUUCUGCUGCAAGAAGUGUUAGCACCUGGAAUGGAACAUGUUAUCUUACGCCACUUGUUGGAGCUUUCUUAGCAGAUGCAUACUGGGGAAAAUACCGGACAAUUGCUGUGUUCUCCUCAAUUUACUUCAUCGGGAUGUGUACUUUGACUAUAUCUGCUUCAAUUCCUGCGUUUAGGCCUCCCCAAUGCCUGGGUCUAACUUGCCCUUCAGCUACUCCAGCUCAGUCUGCAAUAUUCUUUGUGGGCCUCUAUCUAAUAGCUGUAGGGAUGGGAGGAAUUAAGCCAUGUAUUUCAUCUUUUGGUGCUGAUCAGUUUGAUGAUACCGAUCCUAGAGAGAGGGUAGCAAAGGGGUCCUUCUUCAAUUGGUUUUUCUUCUUUAUGUACAUUGGUGCACUUUUAUCUAGUAGUCUUAUUGUUUGGAUCCAAGAAAAUGUUGGGUGGGCCGUAGGUUUCGGGAUUCCUGCAUUAUUCAUGGGACUGGCUGUGGCAAGUUUCUUUUCUGGAACUCGUCUCUAUAGAUUUCGAUUACCUGGAGGAAGCCCAGUAACAAGAAUAUCCCAGGUGGUUGUUGCGUCAUUGCGUAAGUGGAAAUUUGUGGUCCCACAAGAUAGUAGUCUCUUAUAUGAAACUUCAGAUGAACAUUCAGCAAUUGAAGGAAGUCGAAAGCUAGGGCACACCGAUGGACUAAAAUCAGUAACCAUCUUGUAUCUAUUAGGGUAUUUGUCUGAUUCAGAAAUGAACAGUUGUGAUUUUUCCAGCCCUUGGAGGUUGUGCACCGUAACUCAAGUGGAAGAAUCGAAGAUCUUGAUCCGCAUGUUCCCUAUUUGGGCAACUUCCAUUUUCUUUUGUGUUGUCUAUUCCCAGUUAUCAACAACUUUUGUUGAGCAGGCAAAGGUCAUGGACAGAACUGUUGGAUCUUUCACCAUCCCUGCAGCCUCCUUAUCGGUUUUGUAUGUCAUGAGCGGUAUGGUUGGUGUCCUGGCUUAUGACAAGAUUGUUGUACCUAUGAUUAGAAACUUCACCGGCAGGGAACGGGGAUUCUCGGAGCUUCAGAGAAUUGGUAUUGGCCUCUUCAUCUCCUGCCUUGCUAUGGUAGCUGGUGCCUUGGUGGAGAGCAGACGUUUGCAGCUGGCGAAGGAACUGGAUUUGGUUGACAAAAAUGUUGUGGUCCCACUUAAGUUCUAUUGGCAAAUCCCACAAUAUUUCUUGGUGGGGUGCACGGAUGUAUUCAGCUUCGUGGGAGCUAUGGAAUUUUUCUAUAAUCAGUCACCAGAUGCCAUCAGAAGCUUGUGUGUUGCACUACCUCUGCUGUUAACCUCGGUGGGUAGUUACUUGAACUCUCUGAUUCUGACCAUUGUGGCUGCUAUUACGACUGCUGGUGGCAAAGCCGGGUGGAUACCAGACAAUAUGAACCAAGGGCACCUUGAUUAUUUUUUCUGGCUCUUGUCUGGUCUCAGCUUCUUGAACUUAUUGAUGUAUGGCUUCUGCUCCAUGAAGUAUAAACCAAAAAAGGUUCUAUGAUAACCCUGUUCAAAGAACGUCUGAAGCGAUCGGACAAUUUCACAGUUAUAGUGGUUGUAUGAUAAAUAACGUGGGAGAUUUCAGGUUUCCAUCCAAGGAAGUGUCUAGGUUGUAACAUACAUCUGUUUAUGCUCUUCUGUCUCAUGAUCUACUACAGAAGGCAAGUGGUGGUUAUGUAUUUUGUCCGUAAAUAUAUCAUUCCAAGAUCAAAAUUGUCCACUGUUUUUA